UCUUUUGUCAAUAUAGUCAUCUUCCAGACCCAGAAGAUGAAGAAAGCGAGAGAGAGAGAUGGGUAAACCCUCUCUCCCACUGAGGCUGACCUUCCUUCUCUCCCUCUCGCUCACAGCGUCAUAUUCCUCCUCACUACCAUUCUUUCACAAACCAUCCUCACUUUCACCUUCCACGCCCAAAGCCACCCCUUCAGACUUGCUCUCUCUCCUCGGGCCCAAGCCUCAGUCCUCCACCAUCAACCCCCUCGUUGCCCAGGACCUCAAAUCCUGCCUCAAGUUCCUCGUUCCCUUUACUCCCACAAAACCCAAAAUGGAGUCCAGAAAGUGUUUGGGGACGAGAAGAGAACUGGGUCUGGGCCAAAUUGGUGCAAGGAGUCGGAGAGAGGAGGAUGAGCUCAUUUGGUGGCCCCCCGAGCCGGUUCUGGAGCUGGCUCGCCUUGCCGUUGAUUCCGGUGGUGACCCGGCGGCUAUUCAUCGCGCCCUAGAUCCCACCAUCAUCGCUGUUCCUGAUGUUGAAGGAUCAAAAGAAAACCGAUGUGAGCUGACUAGAACACCAUAUGGGAGACACUUUAUAAGUGAGGAGUUGAAUUCUUAUCUUGAAUUUUUAUUUGAACUUAUUGUUGCCCGGGGUCCCACUAUUGGGUUGAACAUAUCCCUGAAUCGCUAUGAUUUCUUUCACGGCCACCUUUUUCUUGCUGUAAAUACUGGAAGACUCGGUAUAUUGUUCCAUGCCAAAGAAUAUCCAGCAUAUGAUAAAGAAGUGUUUCCAUGCAAUAUGGGUUAUUGUCAAAUAGGGUCUAAUGUGACAUAUGAUGAUUCAAUGAAUUUGCGAAAUAUUCUCUGGCUGGCUCCAUUGCCUAGCAAUUCAUCUAAAGCUUGGGUGGCACCAGGAGUCUUGGUGGUGCUGGACGCCCACCCAGAACGAAUAAUAUAUCGAGAUCUCAUUCCUGAAUAUGUAAGAAUAGCAAGGACCAUAUAUGAAGAUGAUCUCGGGGAUGUUGCAGUUGAUGUCAACUACUUGGAUGUCGGAGAUGCAGUGCCAGACUAUCAAAUUUUUAUUUGCUGAUGCUUUUCUCAAGUGGUAGAUUAUCACAUCAUUGGAUGAGCCCCAUGCAGCAGAUGAGCCAUAAAUAAGUCCCAAUUAUGUUGGCUGAAAUGAUUUCAAGCCAUAAGAUCUAUAGUCUCUCUCAACAUGGAGAUGGCUUGGCAUGCAAACAGAGCAUACCUUGGUUCAAAAUAUGGUUGUAUUAAAUCUUUUCCACCGCGUUGUAUUUAACGGCAAUCAAAAUCAUUCCGCUUGAGCUUGAUUCUUAACAGUGGAACCACAAAGUUUUCCUCUAAGAUAGAUCGGAAGAAAUUAACUCAGUUUAUCAAAUUGAUAUUUGUCUUUA
Molecule: messenger RNA, 1391 nt
Organism: Alnus glutinosa
Lineage: Eukaryota; Viridiplantae; Streptophyta; Magnoliopsida; Fagales; Betulaceae
Exons: 8
Coding region: 59-1066 (335 amino acids)
Source: RefSeq, a predicted model, not a curated record